GCGAGCCAGAGGAAGCAAACUUUAAACCCGGACGUCUCAAAAUCUCGCGUGGUCAUUUUCGGUUUUUAUUGUUUUAAUGUUUUUUUCCCAAUUAGGUACAUAUGACUGCUGUGUGAAGACAAACUGACAAACGGAAUGGCUCUGGAUCAGUUCAGUGAUGUAGUCCAGAGAUGUCAAGCUCUCUCUGCUGACAAGUACUCCACAGAGGACCAUGACGUCUUUAUGGCUGCUGGUCGAACAUGCAUCGAGGAAGGAAAUGGUGCUCAAGUGCUCAGUAUCGUCCUGGAUGACAAAAAUCAGGACAUAGUGAGGUGUAUGGCAUGGAACCUUCUGCCUCCCCUGGUUCAAGUUCUUUUGAAAAAGGAACAUAAGAACCUACCUCACUGCCUGGCCAUUUUCAAUCACCUGCUUGAGGCUUGCAGACCAAAAGAGUUGCUGAUUGGCCUUCUGGAGCAGCUAGAGCAGGAGGAACCUGCCGCCAUAGCAGAGAGCCUCAACCUACUGUUAAAGCCCCUACAAAAAGUUCUCCAGCGUCUGGGCAGCCGUAAGGCGUCAUCUCUGGGCAUGGCUUUGUCCUCUGUCCUGGAGCAGGUAGCCAAACUGCCCGUACCUCACACCAAGGAGCAAGAGGAGGAUGACGUCUUCUCGCUUUGUCGUUGCUGCGCUGACCUAACAAUCUUUGUCAGGCCCUUUGUCCAAGAGGCCAAACAAGACAGCUUUAUCGGUAACGGCAAGCCGAAUGAGAGCUUGAGCGGCAAGAAGAUGUUGGCCAUACCUGACGGGGUGUUACUGGACAAAGAGGAGCUGAGGGCAGAACUGCUGAAGUUCUGUAUGAGCACGCUGAGUCGCCCCCUUCUGGAGGUACAGCUCAAUGAUCCGGACACGCUGGCUUUUUCUCCGCUCAGGAAUUUUGCCACAGAGAUUUUGAAGAACCUCAACGCUAUUGGAGAGUCCGUGCCGGGCCUCGUGCACCAGCCCCUGUCCAAACGGAAGGAGGCGCCUGGGUUUUUAGAGGAGGACGUGCGUUAUCCCAAAGAGUCACUCGCCAGCUUGGCUCACCUGGUGUUCGUCCAUCACCUGGCUGCUGACACCUUCCCCUGCGUCUUUAAUCCUGUGUUCUGUCUCCGGUGCAAUAUGGAGCAUGUCUGCCUCCUGCUGUCCAGAACUGAAGAGUUCAGGAUUCAGAAAGGACUGGAGCUUUAUGAAAAGAGUCUUGUGCGUGUGGAGGACGGCAGUCUGCCUGCAGAGCUGCUGGAAAUCAAAACCUUCCUCACGGUUCCUCAGAACCUAACCAAAGUCAUGACGAUGUGUCCGAGACAUGAUUUGAGAACCAAAGGUCUGAAGGUGUUCCAGCUGAGCAUCGAUAAGUUUGAUCUUGAGGCCAAGUACAAUUUUUUCAAGUUCAUGCUGAAGACCAGCAAUCACUCAGGGGUGGAAGGCUACAUCAUCAAAAACAUCAGGAGUCAGAUCGACGUGGCGCUACGGCCUGGCAACAGUAACAGCUGGUUUGAGGGGAUUCAUCUCCUUCCUUUGCUGCGCUUGGUCUUCAGCCUCCCAGACGGCCCGGAGACUGACCUCCUGCAGUACCUGGAUAGACUGAUGGAGUCUCUGAACCUGCUGCGUUACCUCGUGAUAAGAGACAAAGUGACUCAAAACAAGACAGGAAUCUGGACAGAGCUGUAUGAAAUAGAAGACAGGUUCAUGAAGCCCCUGCGUGUCGGGAUUAACAUGUCCAGAGCACACUACGAGAGGGAGCUCAGAAACACCAUGGAGAAGAAGAAGAGAAAUGCCAAAGAGACAUCUGUCAUUUCUGUUUCUGUCGGUGACGAGACACUGCCUAACAUGACCUCGGAAUCUCAGAUUCAGGCUCUCCAUUCAGCCCUGCACACCUUUGACAUGAUGGAGAGCGUGCUGGUACGAACAGAGGAGCUUACCGAAGUGAAGGCUGCAAUUUAGACCACCACUCCUGGGCUGGUCAAAAGCACUUAAAAAGGAAAACUGCACUUUUUUGGGGGGAAUUUUGCCCAUUGUCCACAAUCUUAAUGCGAAACAUGAACACAAAUCUUUGACUUUUCUGUGCAUUCUAAAGAAAGAAAAACAGUUAGCACGAGGGAGCUAGCAAUGGGACUGAGACACAACUAUUUUGACUAUAAAGCCCUCUAAAAAAAAUCAGCAAUGUUUUAUAUACAUUCUGUGACCAUGCACUGACAGGUACAUUCAGGAUAACAUGCAAUACUUACAGUAUUCAGGAUAACAUGCAAUACUUAUAAUAUUUUGAUCAUUUUAAGCAUUACCGGAACUUCUUUCCUGUGCACAUUGAUUUCACAGAGCAAAAUUCCCCAAAAAGUGCAGUUUUCCUUUAAAGUAAGUACUUGUGGAAAAUAUGUAUACAGUAAAGCAUGUCAGCAUAAACUGAAUUGCUGCUUUACAACUUUCUGUACAACACUGUACUUGUUUGUGAUGUUUGCUAUAAUUAAAUAAUAGACAUCAAAAGAUGCAAGGGGCCACUUUGAUAUUUUUUGCAAAAUUUAAAAUUCCACCGUUUUACUUAUUUUUCCCAAUUAUUUUUUAAAAUGUUAUUUCUACAUUGUGCCACGUGCUGCACUUUGGACACCCCUGGUAUAUGUGCUAUAUCACUGUACAGUAGACCCUCGCCUAUAGAAAUUUUAAAAUAUAUAUUUUAGUAUAUGCUAACUUAAACAGAAAGUGGUUUGAUGGCACUUAUCUGCGGGGGGACAGUACAGCAACUAUGAAUCCAGCAGAGGGCGCUGUCUCGCAAAUUAAUCUGACAUUUUCUAGCAGAAAAAGGGUGACAAGACAUGAUGUGUAACAGGACAUUUUGCAAGUAUAACACUAUACAUAAAUGUGUGAAAACUGAAUUUAAAAUGUCUUAAUAAAAAUAUGAUUUCGAUCACAAAUAGGCAUUUUUAGGGCUAUUUAUGGUCAUAUACAUUAUUUGCUGUGUUUGUCCAUUUGCUAGGAAUGUAAACCAAAUAGUGGGUAUGUACUGUAUACAUAGGACAAUAAAUGCCA
Messenger RNA from Dunckerocampus dactyliophorus (ringed pipefish), 3033 nucleotides. It is a transcript of the gene glmna, whose product is annotated as glomulin, FKBP associated protein a. Gene Ontology annotation, molecular function: ubiquitin-protein transferase inhibitor activity. The record is from RefSeq and is a predicted model, not a curated record. Gene Ontology annotation, cellular component: cytoplasm. NCBI's taxonomy places the organism in Eukaryota, Metazoa, Chordata, Actinopteri, Syngnathiformes, Syngnathidae. The transcript has 19 exons. The coding region runs from base 136 to 1956 and encodes 606 amino acids.